CAGGGCGAGCUCUUUAGGCCAACGGGAUAUGAAAGGCAAACAGCCUGUCUUCUUUUGUUUUAACAUCUGACGCGUGUCCCCUGCAGGUCUGGGCCACGCAGCUGGUUGCUUGGGAGGACAGCACCGAUCCUGCCACUCUCCGCCAGACCCACAGCGAGGAUGGGCACGGUCCUCUUUGUUCUCUUUGGCCACGGGCUCCUAUGGUGGGCACCCUCCUGGGCUGGUGAAGAGGCAGCAGUCCAGUGCUUGGGAACAGCUUGCUACACCGUCCACUGGGGCAAGCACAAUUGGGCUGGUGCCCAGGACCAGUGCAAGAGCAACGGGGGCAACCUGGCCAGCGUGAAGAGCCAGGACGAGGCACAGCUGCUUGGUGACCUGCUAGCCCCAGAUGAGGUGAGGGCACCGGGGCUGGUGAAGCUGUGGAUGGGGCUGCGCCGGGAGAAGGGCAAGUGCUAUCAGAGGCACCAGCGCCUCAGGGGCUUCAGCUGGGCCUCCGGAGGGGAUGACGCUGACUACAGCAAAUGGCACACGGAGCCGCGGGAGACCUGCACGGCCCAGCGCUGCGUCACCCUGCGCCUGGAUCUUGCCUCCCGGGACUCCUGGGAGCCCACCUGGACAGACGGCCCCUGCAACGACUUGGGGGUGAGCGGCUACGUGUGCAAGUUCAGCUUCCAGGGCAUGUGCCGCCAAGUGGCGCUGGCCGGGCCGGGCUCGGUGACCUACAGCACCCCGUUUGGGGCCGAGAGCGCCGCCCUGCAGGCCGUGCCCUUCGGCUCGCUGGCCACGGUGGAGUGCGGGCCAGGCGGCGAGCAGCCGGGCAGCUUCUUCGUUUGCCAGAAAGGGGACGGGGGUGUCUUCAUGUGGAGCAGCCCGGGGCCCCUGUGCGCCGGGCCCGAGGGGGGCUGCGCCUACCGCAACGGGGGCUGCGAGCAGCGCUGCCGGGACCUGCCGGGCGGCGCCGUGAGGUGCUCGUGCGAGCCGGGCCAGCGCUUGGGCGCCGACGGCGUGAGCUGCGCCGCGCCCGACCCCUGCCUCUCGGCGCCCUGCGGCGCCGGCACCUGCGUGGCGGAGCCCGGCGGUUUCCAGUGCCGCUGCCCGCCAGGCUACGCCGCCGCCGCCCCCGCCCCCGCCCCGCCUGCCUGCACCGACCUGGACGAGUGCGCGGCGCGGCCGGCGCCCUGCGAGCGCGGCUGCCGCAACACCCCGGGCGGCUUCUCCUGCACCUGCCCCGCGGGCUGGGCGCUGGCCCGCGACGGCGCCUCCUGCCUGCCCGCCACCACCCCCAGCAUCACCCCCGGCACCACCCUCGGCAUCACCCCCGGCACCACCCCCGGCAUCACCUCCAGCAGCACCCCCGGCAUCACCCCCAGCACCACCCCCGGCAUCACCUCCAGGAUGACGGCCAGCACCAGCCCCGGCAGCACGGCCAGGAGGAGCGCGCUGCCGAGCGGGGCGGCGGGCGGGCGGGAUGAACCGGCGCCCAGCCCCGAGGGCGCGGGCCGGGCGGAGGACGGCUCGCGCGUGCUGCUCUACUACCUGGCGGGCAGCCUGGCGCUGCUGCUGCUGCUGCUGGCCUGCGCGCUGCUGGUGGUGGCGCGGCAGCGGCGGCGGCGGGCCGGGGGGCAGCGCGGCAAAGCCCGCAGCGCCGCCGACGGCUACUGCUGGGUGCCCGAGCAGGCGCCGCCUGCGGGCACGCGGCCCCGGUAGAAGCUGGGGCUGGGGGAGGCGCCGGCCCCUGCCCCUGCCCUGGCCUGAUGGGGUGGGGACGGCACCGCUUGGGGCCCGGCUGGAGGCAGCCGCAAAUGGCCUGCCUGGUGCUCUUGUGCUUGUUGGACGUGCGGGAGCUCGAUGCCCCCUGAAAGGCCAGAGCCCUGCUCAGGUACCUCGGCCUGGCUGGAAAGCCGGCCCGCCGCUCUCCGCUCGCCCCUUCUUCUGGGGCGCUGUCCAGGCCCGCUGUCCUUGAAAUGGCUUUGUAUGUACAUACACGCACACAUGUGUAUAUAUGCACACAUGCGCAUGUGUGUAGAUGGGUGUGUGUGUAUACACACACACAUGUAUAUACACACACAUGCAUGCAUAUACACACACAUACACAUACACACCAAUAUAUGUAUGUGUAUAUAUACACACUGUGUGUGUGUAUACACAUGUGUAUGUGCAUGUAUAUACAUGUAUAGGUGUGUGUGUUUGUAUACACACAUGUAUGGUGUGUGUAUACAUAUAUAUGCAUAUGUGUGUGCAUAUAUAUACAUAUAUGUAUAUGUAUGCGUGUAUACACAUAAACACAGAUAGAUAGAUAGAUAGAUAGAUAGAUAGAUAGAUAUGUACACAAUCCUAACAACACUACCUUUAGAAAGUUACUCAUGUACACAAGGAUUUUCAGAAUUGAUCAAAAACAGUUUAUAUUGUUAAAAACCAAUGAACUUCAUUGUUUAGCUUGAUUAUUUUUUUCAAAAUAAAAGAUAGAUCCAGGGGCAAAUAUUUGCCCUAUUGAAAUGUGUGUGUAUAUAUAUAUAUAUAUAUAUAUAUAUAUAUAUACAUAUAUAUAUAUAUAUAAAAACAUAUAUAUAUGUUUUAGCGGCAGCCAUAUAUGUGUGUGUGUACAUAUUUCAUAUAUAUCACGUGUGUGUGUGUGUGUGUAUAUAUAUAUAUAUAGUGUGUGUGUGUAUGUGUGUGUGUAUAUAUGUGUGUGUGUGCGUGUGUGCGUGUGUGUAUAGCUGCAGCUUAAACUUGAAUACCAGUCAACCCGUUUGAGAAAAUAAGAAACCAAACAUUAUCCAACUUUGACCUUAUUCACACUGGCUGUCUCUAAAUCCUAAAGAAUCAGACAGAGAACUUUGGGUAUGAGCCCUGCCCUGCCCCCCGACUCAGGAAAUGGCAUUUACUUGUUUGGUUUUAGAAAAAAAUGAAUGAAAGUCUUUAAUUUUUCACUUGAUUUUCUCCACUUUCAUUUUAAAAAUAAACAUGUGCAAACACACUUUCCCCCACACAAUAGUCCUGUGUAAGUACCAAACAAAAUAUUUCCUAAUUUCCAUUAAAAAUCUGCAUGGGAGCAGUUAAUCAGCUGUUUGGAUCAAGAUCUCAGUCCUGUUCCCAUGGAAAUCAAUGUCAAUACUUUUACUGAUUUCUAUAGGGCAAAUAUUUGUCCCUGGAACUCUUUUUUAUUUUUAGAAAAAUAAUCACACUGAACCCUGAAUUUGUUUUUUUUUAACAAUAUAAACUUUUUUUAGAUGAGAGUCUACAAAUACUUGCAUAUAUGAUUAACUAUGAAUUUUAUGUUGCUAGGAAUGUGUUCAAAAUUUCUCACAUCCAUAUCUAGAGGCAUCUUGAGAGAGCUAUUGAAAAUGUGAUCUCUCUAUACCUGGUAUUGCGCACACAAAUCACCUGCACGUGCAUCAAGGCCCGCACUGAGUUCAGUUGGUAAGGAUGUGAGGACUCUUCAGUUAAGUUAAAAGGUGUGAGACAAGUGAACAAGAGAGAAAGUAUGAGGGCAUAAGGUGAGAAAAAGUAUUUGAGGAAGAACUAUCUGCUUCUAAUUAACAGUUACUUGAAAGGACAGAAGAUAAUCCCUUUCCAUAAACCAAACUAAUACCCAAGCCCAGUCUACAUCUUCAUACGGUUAGGCAGGAUUUCCUCAUGAUUGUCUGUGUGAGAGAAGCCUGUAAAUAGUCUAGAUUGGACAUAUUUGUCCUCCCUCCAGCUCCUCUUGGAUAGGUUAGAAUAGCCCUUGCAGAAUUCAGUAUCAUUCUCUGGCCCUACAUGGGUGUGCAGGGCAAGGGGAAGAAACAUAGAUCUGCUAUAACCCCUUGCAUGUUGCAUGUAAGGCCAGUCACAAUCUCAGCCCCAGCUUUUAUUGCUGUGAAAGUGGUGAGGAGGAGAUGGAACCCUGGCCCUCUCUCCUUUUGCACCAGCCUGAUGCAGGGAGCAGGGUUGUUGUUGGGAUGCAAAUAGUGCCCUUGGUUUCCAUGGGGCUCUGUGCGUGAGCAAGGGUCCUGUGAUCUCCCCUAAACAGAUGCUGCAGCCGACUGUGCCUUCACCUAAAUCUACCUCUGUUGCUUUGUGCUUUACUGAAUAUCAGACUCUUUCAGUUAUUCCAAGGGAAGUCACAGAAUCCUAUAGCUUGAAAAAUUAGUCUCAGCAAAGCAUCUAAAAUAAUGGAGAGGGUCAGUCUGGUUUGCCAAGAAGGUGGUCAUGGAGCCAUAGGUCAAAGAGGUCCUUCUCUAUUAUACUGAUUGAAUGUGUCUCUAGGAUAAAGAGGGCUUUGUUUACCUUCCUUAACCUAGAAACCUGGCAUAUCUCCAGUUUAAUAGCUUUAGGCUGUUUAUAGACAAUUGGGGGUAUUCUGGGUGUGGAAUUAUCAGUGGCAUGUGUGCACCUCUUUUCACUCUCACACACACAUCGGGCUGGAUCAAAGGAAAGGAAGGCUUUCCUUUAAAUUCAUUGAAAGUUGGAUCAGGCCCUAAUAGGGAAAAUAUAUGAAACUGUCAUGUAUUUUAGAAAAACAGUAUUAGACAGAAAUGUGUACCUAUGCUAACACACUUUCUUUCGUUAGUACAUUUUUUAAAAUAGAUUGUAAAUAUUAUGUGGGUGAUGUGAAAUUAAGAGCAGGGAAGCAACAAUUAAUGUGUUUGUUUUCUUGUGCUGCUGCAAGUGGGUUAAGGAGUACACUUUAAAAAUUACUUUCAACAAAUUUAUCUUGUUAAUGUUUGGUGUUGCUAAAAAUGAAAGAAAUCAAUAUUUGGUUUGAGGUUUUUUUGAGUAUUAGUAUAUGCACUGUGCUUCUCCUGCCCCCAACAUGCUAUAUAGCUACCAACAUAUAGUGAUUUCUCCCAUAUCUUUGUAAAAGAUUCCCAGUGUAAUUACCUUUGAUCUGCCUACAGCUUAACAUUUUUGGUCCUGUAUAUUUUGUAGUAAAACAUUCCUGCCAAGCUGUGAACACCUGGGGUUUUCUUUCCUCCCUUAACCCCAAGUGAUGUAUUUAUUUUGUAGGAUUUACGGGGCCAUUCACCACUGUGUUAUUCCAUUGAUAUACCAAGCAGAGAGCAUAUCAAACCUGAUAAAGCAAAGGUUUUCAAAAGUGACUGUAAUGAGUUAAAGUGCCUCCACUUUUGGGUGGUCAACCUGGAGCCCAUGAAAGGAGCCUAAUUUUCAGACAUUUGGUUGGUCUGCACUUUAUAAAAAACAGGUCUUUUUAUCUGUGUAGACUGGACACCUCUAAACCUGAGGUGCACCCCAAACAUUUUAGAAAAUCUUCAGCUUUUGAGCAUCUAAGGUAGAGGGCACUGUCUUGGUUUCAAGUCAAUGGCCAUUUUAUCAUUUACUUUAGUAGAGUGGAACCAAUCCUAUAUAACUGAAAAAUGGUGCUAAAAAGAAAAAAAGUAUGUGCUUAUGUGCUUUAUGUGGGCACAAAGUAUUUCUGAAAACCAUAGAGCUUUUAAUGGAGAUGAAAUUGUGACAAAAGAGUUAGCUGUGAGCCACAGCCUACAUCCUGUUCUUUAGCAUGAGGAGGAAAACCCUUUCCUGCUGUUUUUCUUUUUCGUCUAUCCAUUGUAAAAUAAAGAAAACAGGAAAGCAUAGCUUCUAGCAUCUGUCAAUGGGUUUAAUGCACUGUACAUACUUUCUUUUCUCUAUACAAUAGUUGAAGGGAGCAGUGUAUCCAACACUGGCGUUUUUGGAAGGCUCACAGAAAAUGUAUAUUCUUUUUUUCAUUAUGACACUGGGCUAGCUGAGCAUUUAAGCACAUGAGCAACUUAAAACAUGCGAGGGAAUGUGUUUUCUUCAAGUUACUUGCAUGCAAGUGCUAUGCUGGAUCAGGGCCUAUUGCAACAGUCACAGUCACGCCAACAUUUUUUGAGAGUCUGGGAUUGUCAGACUAACUUUAGCAGAAGACAUGGUGUUUUCAGAAUGUUUAUAUCUCAGAGUUUUCCCCCAUUCAUUUUAUGGGCAAGGUGUCUAAUUAUUUCCGUGUUCUCCCUUUUAAUCCAAAAGAAAAGGGAAACUAGAAUGUAGAAACAUAGCAUCAUAAAACUGCUGUAAAAUGUCAGCUAAGUUAUUUAUUUGUAAAGGUAAAUCUGCCACCCCAAAUUCUUGUAAUGCUGUGUAUAUUUUAAAUGUUCUGGUUUGUAUUGCAGAGGGAUUAGAAGUGGAAAAUUCCAGUUAGUGAGAUCUGCUGAAAAUAUUAAUUGGCUUUGUAUCUGGGCUCAAAUUUUACUGCUCCUUACCUCACACAUGCUUUUGAAGCCAAAUUCAUUCCUAAUGUAGCUACUUUAAACUUAGCGGAGUUGUACCAGGAAUGAAUUCAGCCCUUGAUUUCUUUCUGCUAUGAAUAAACUACCUUGACUCAUUUCUUCCUUUUGAGGGGUUGAUCUAAUGCCCAGUGAAGUCAGUGGAGAGACUCCCAUUGAUCUGCAUACGCUAGGGCAGAUAGCAGUGUCACUGACUAAAUGGUGAAAAGAAAGUGUUCUGUUCUCACAGAGCAGCCUUGGGUAUAGCCAGAAUUCAAGAUCUCCCAGAAAUCAAGAGCUAAAUUCAUUCCUGGUAUAAGUCCAUCAAGGUUAAAGUAGCUACAUAAGGAAUGAAUUUGGCUUCAAGAGCCUGUGUGAGGUAAGGGGCAGUAAAAUCUGAGCCCAGAUACAAAGCCAAUUAACAAAGCAGAGUUAACACUAGUUUUCAGCUGCAAGAAGGCUUCUGCUGAGACUCAGCAGCCAGCAGAAGGCCUUGUCUAUACAUGCAGAAGGCAUGUACAGACAAGCUGCAAUGCACGGUUGAUGAAGUGGAGGUGUGUGGAUCCAGCAGAAGCUGCUGAGGUAUGUAUGUUUGCUAACAGAAGCCCUUCAGUGUAGACAAGACCUUCCUGCAUUUGGCAGAAUUGAUGGAACUCUGACAGCAGAGAGGAGGGUUCUGCUUCUGCGGAGGAGCUUUGGGUGCAGGCAUACUUCUAGUUUUGCCAGCGAAGCUUUGUAGUGUAAAUGUGGCUGGAUAAGCUAACAUGCACAAUGCUCUCAAAGCAUCAAGUGCUUUGUAAGUGCUAAGUUUUUUUGUUAUACCCCUCUUAUGAGGGGUUAACACAGUCCUCAGUCUAAUGGGAAUGACACAUGUUGGUGCCUAAAUCAGAAUACAUUCUAAAAAAAAGUCCUGUUCCUUAUAAUUAACAUCCCUUCAACCAUGUUCUAAUUGUGUAUAGUUAGUUGUGAUCUUAUAAUUGCUUUUAAACAAAUUUCUUCUUUCUAUAACACUAAAUAACAUUAUCCCUGUGGCUACGUCACUGUUUUUGAUGAAAGAAUGUACUAAUAAAAUCUCAACAAAACGUGUCAUUUGUACUUUUGAAAUACACACUGUUAGUAUCUGUU
This is a messenger RNA of Alligator mississippiensis (American alligator), 7349 nucleotides long. It is a transcript of the gene CD93, whose product is annotated as CD93 molecule. NCBI's taxonomy places the organism in Eukaryota, Metazoa, Chordata, Crocodylia, Alligatoridae. The record is from RefSeq and is a predicted model, not a curated record. Gene Ontology annotation, cellular component: external side of plasma membrane; extracellular matrix. Gene Ontology annotation, biological process: cell migration. The transcript has a single exon. The coding region runs from base 160 to 1707 and encodes 515 amino acids. Gene Ontology annotation, molecular function: extracellular matrix protein binding; calcium ion binding; extracellular matrix binding.